Messenger RNA from Solea senegalensis (Senegalese sole), 2267 nucleotides. Its product is annotated as arylsulfatase B-like. The record is from RefSeq and is a predicted model, not a curated record. NCBI's taxonomy places the organism in Eukaryota, Metazoa, Chordata, Actinopteri, Pleuronectiformes, Soleidae. The transcript has 8 exons. The coding region runs from base 181 to 1716 and encodes 511 amino acids.
AGGAAGAGGCACGAGCAAAUGACUUGACAGCGAUGAGCCGGGAGCGGUUAAAGAUCCGUGGGGGGGGUUUAAUGAAUAAAAACAGGUUCCAGGUGAUGCGUAUGCGGGUCACAUGCUGAGCUGCUUGUCUCGGUCGUGGACUCGGUGAGACUUAAGCCGCUGUGUGACUGCGACACUAAGAUGAGUGAGGGACUUUUCCUGCUUGUGUGUUUCUUUGCUUUUCCUGUGGUUGUUUUUGCUCAGCAGCCAAACAUAGUCUUAAUCCUCGCCGACGAUUACGGCUGGAACGAUGUGGGAUACCACGGAUCAGAAAUCAACACUCCUAACCUGGACAAAAUAUCAGCCAGUGGGGUCCGUCUGGAGAACUACUACGUCCAGCCCAUCUGCACCCCGUCCCGCAACCAGCUCAUGACCGGGAGGUACCAGAUUCACACAGGUAUGCAACACGCGAUUAUCUGGCCCUGUCAGCCCUACUGUGUACCUCUGGAUGAGAAGUUGCUGCCUCAGUAUCUGAAGGAGUCCGGCUACGCUACACACAUGGUGGGCAAGUGGCACCUGGGCAUGUACAAGAAGGACUGUCUGCCCACCCGCCGGGGCUUUGAUACAUACUUUGGCUACCUGACAGGCGGCGAGGACUACUACAGUCAUAUACGCUGUGCUUCCGACUCUGCUUUAAAUAAGAGUUUCUGUGCCUUGGACCUGAGGGAUGGAGAAGAGGUCGCUACUACAUACAAAGGACAAUAUUCAACGGAGCUGUUCAGCCAAAAGGCCAUCAGCGUCAUCGAAAACCACAACGCCAACAAGCCGCUCUUCCUCUACGUGGCACUGCAGGCGGUCCAUUCUCCCAUGCAGGUGCCAGAGCGAUACAUGAAACCUUACCAGUUCAUCAAAGACAAUUAUCGCAGGAUCUACGCUGGCAUGGUGUCAGCUAUGGACCAAGCUGUGGGCAACAUCACCGAGGCUUUGCACCGGGCUGGACUCUGGGACAACACGGUGCUUGUGUUCUCGACGGAUAACGGAGGUCAGACAAUGUCUGGUGGCAGCAACUGGCCACUGCGAGGCCGGAAAUGGUCACUGUGGGAAGGCGGGGUCCGUGGAGUUGGAUUUGUCGCCAGCCCGCUACUGAAACAACCUGGAAGUUUCAGCGACAAACUCAUCCACAUCUCUGAUUGGCUGCCUACAUUUGUCGGCCUGGCAGGAGGGAGCAUCAACACCACAAAGCCCCUGGAUGGAUUCGACGUGUGGAAAUCGAUCAGCUAUGGGCUUCCCUCACCCAGACAGGAGCUGUUGCACAACAUCGACCCUAUGUUUCAAGAAGAAACUCCAUGUGAAGACGAGGAGUAUCGGUUAGCUUUAUCUGAGGUGGCCAGCAGAGAACCCUGGACACAGUAUAGCUUCAAUGUGUCCAUUCACGCUGCUAUUCGAGUCUCUAACUGGAAGCUGCUGACUGGCAACCCAGGGUGUGACAAGUGGUUCCCUCGGCCCCCCCACAACACAAGCCUGUCGCAGAGUGACCGACUGAAGCCUGUAAUGCUCUUUGACGUAGAGAGGGAUCCUCAGGAGAGAUACGACUUAUCAGAUCAGUUCAGUGGUGUGGUGGAUUAUCUCCUCAAUAGACUCAGCGAUUACCAGAAGAGUGCCUUGCCCAUUAACUACCCCAAAUCUGACCCCAGGUGUGACCCGACUUCCAGGGGAGCCUGGGGACCCUGGGCUUAGAUGGAGAAGGCAGUGAUGAGCAGCCAUACGGGAUGGGUGUAUUGAAAAAUGUUAUACAUUUAUUCAGGGACAGAUUUCGUCCUUCUUUUUCACAAUCACAAAGCUGCCCAGGAAAAAGCAGGCAGUAUUUAACCUGGUUAAAAAAACUGUGAUGCCUUUUUGACGCUGCUGAAAAACAAUAUUUUACGAACAAAUUAGCCUUUGGGGGCAAGAGCCAGUCAUUUGGUAUAGAUAGUACAUAUGUGAGCCAAGACUUGUCUUUGCUGUGUCAUGUUUACGGUCGUAGGAGCAACAAUAGACAUGAGAAUGUAUUUGCAGUUCUUUAAAAGGGAAUAUUUUCUGUUGGGGUUUUCAGCAUCUGCAUAAAUUAACUUAAUAUGUUUAUUUCUAUUAUUCUUGAAUAAGUAGACAUUGUGUCCUUCUCACGGAUGUGUAGGUUAAGACUCGUCUCACAGGCCAAUCGGUUAAAAUGAUGGAUUUUAUUAUAUUUCAAGUUUGUUAUGGAAAUGUUGUUCAAAAAUUUUAUUUCUCUGUUUUCAGAUUUCUUUUAU